Molecule: messenger RNA, 1026 nt
Organism: Lolium rigidum
Lineage: Eukaryota; Viridiplantae; Streptophyta; Magnoliopsida; Poales; Poaceae
Product: glycine-rich RNA-binding protein 2, mitochondrial-like
Exons: 4
Coding region: 105-863 (252 amino acids)
Molecular function (GO): RNA binding
Source: RefSeq, a predicted model, not a curated record
UACUACGUCUACAUGUUCCCCAACUUAGGAUGGGAUUAUAUUGACCGGUCAGCUGUCUUAACUGUUAUUUAUUUCAACAUCUUGUCACAUUGCAGAUUUGAACUAUGGCGUUGGCUAAUAAGCUUGGUAAUCUGCUCAAGAAGGUCACUGGCUCGAACCCAGCUCUCUAUCAGGCGAUAAGAUGCAUGUCAUCCUCGAAGCUCUUCGUUGGAGGGCUUUCCUAUAGCACCGACGAAGGCACUCUGAGAGAUGCCUUUUCCCAUUAUGGUGAAGUUGUUGAUGCUAAGAUAAUCAUAGACCGUGACACUGGAAGGUCUAGAGGUUUUGGCUUUAUAACUUAUGCAGCAGAUGAGCAUGCUUCGUCUGCCAUCAUGGCCUUGGAUGGAAAGGAUCUACAUGGACGCAACAUAAGGGUCAGUCCUGCCACCGAGAGGACUAGUGGCUUCCGUGAUGGCGGUUUUGGAGGCGGUGGUGGUGGCUACGGAGGAGGUGGUUAUGGUGGUGGUGGUGGCGGCGGUUAUGGUGGUGGUGGCGGCGGUUAUGGUGGUAACAGGGGCGGUAACUUUGGUGGCGGCGGUAAUAGUUAUGCCCCUCCUGGGGGAUCUGGAGGAAAUGACGCCUUCUCUGCAAGCAACUUUGCUCCUGCCGGUGGUGAUAACUUUGCUGCUAGCAACUUUGGUGGUGACAGUGGCUUCAGCGGAAACCCAGCUGGAAACUAUGGUGCUCCGGCAGAUUCCACCGGAGGUGAUGAGUUCUCCAGUGGCGCCCCUGGUUCCAACUUUGAAAGCGCCAAGAAUGACGACCUCAUGGACAACAUCUUCAAGGAUGAUGAGUCUGACAAAUACGCCAGUAAGGGGGUCUAGCUUGCAUCUCCUUUUGCAUGUCCGUAGUGAUAAACCUUGGAUAAAUUUGAGGUGAACUUUCAUCUGUAUCAGAAACUUUCUUGCUAGAUGUCUACUGUCUAGAGGUGAAAAUAACCUAUGCUAGGUAACUGUUGAGGUCGCGAUGAGAAUGUGCUUUCAGUUA